CCUUCAUCCAAUUCCUACAUUCAUCUCUUUCAUCUUUUUUCUCCAUGAAGAACCAACCGAUGAAUUCGCGUUUCCAUCAUUCCCCUGCUUCGCUUUUUGUGCUCUCCACAAAGUCCACAGGCGUUAUUGCGGCUGUCUCGGUAGGACUGGCAGCAGCUGCACACCCCUAUGGCGCCAGAUUAUCACACGGCGGACUCUUGCUGUCUGUAGGCGCAUUACAAUGCUGCUGGCUUGGAGCAAACAUGGCUAUUUCAUUCUUCGAAGCCCCUGUUAAAUUCCUUGCUCCAACGCCCGCUCGUCGAACUCUGAUCGACGUAGGCCGUCAUGUCUUUUCAGCUUUCAACAAGGUCGAGGUCGCCUUGGCAGCAUUUGAUCUCUUGGGAUGGUAUUUGAUCACACAACGUGGACUUAUCAACAGCUCUGGCUCUGCUUUCACAACUACUACCACUUCAGGCUCCGGUACUAUUCGCUCCAGCAGUUUCUUUACAGGACUUCGUCAGUUGAGUGCUCACCAAUGGGUUUUCCGAUUCGCUCCUAGUCUCAUCGUCUUUGUCUUUGAAAGCUUCGGAUUCCUACCAGUUCUUCGUGACGUGGGUGCUCGUUAUAUCGAAGGACGCCCUGUUGAGACUAAGAGGGUCCAUGGCAUCUAUGUCCUCCUCGAGGUCGUCAAGGUUGCCACCUUGGCCGUCAGCACCCUUCGCGUUGGUAAAACUCUUUUGAAGAUGCUCUAAAUAAACAUAUUGCCUUCUCAUUUUUCUUUUUCUUCUUUUUUUUAUAUCCUUUGUUCC
Molecule: messenger RNA, 788 nt
Organism: Lobosporangium transversale
Lineage: Eukaryota; Fungi; Mortierellomycota; Mortierellomycetes; Mortierellales; Mortierellaceae
Exons: 2
Coding region: 45-731 (228 amino acids)
Source: RefSeq, a predicted model, not a curated record